AUGCCACCUAGGCGGGGUUCAAGAAAAAGAGGAAAUUAUUCUCUAAAAGCUAGAAAUCUAAAAGAGUCGGAUAAUAAUGUAGAUAUUAGUGAGGAUUUUAUACCUUUAGAAAAAGGUGAAAACUGUAAAAUGGAAAACACAUCUGAGAAUAUAGAGCAGUUUGAUAAUAUGUCCGAACCGGCAGAAAUUAAUGAUUCUUUCAAUCUUAUUGAAAGCAAUGUAGCUGAAGAAAAAAAUUUCAUUAAUAAAGAAGAAUCAGAUGAAGUACUUUCAUCUGAAUAUUUGGAAAACACAAUUGAUUUUAAUGUUUCUACUGAUUUACAAAUAAUUCAGGAAAACUUAAAACUUGAAAAUAGUAAUUUAGAAAGUGAUGUAAAAUCAGAAAACAAAAAUUUUGAAUUUGAAAACAGUAAAGAUAAUUUAGGUAACCAAGAAUUUGAUUGUAAAUCAAUUAUUAACGAAAAUGUUAAAUUAAAUGAAAAAUUAUACAUAAAUCCAUUAAAUAAAGAAAAUAAUCGAACUUUACAAGAAAAUACAGAACUAAAAAAUUAUGAUGGUAUUAAAGAACAAAGUGUGAUAAUAAAAGAAAAAUUUGAUGCGUGUGGAAAAACCCAAGAAAAACAAUAUCCAGAAAAUUGUGAAAGUCAAACAUUGCAAAUGAAACAAGAAGUAAAUGACAGUAAAAAAAAGGGUGAUAAUAUUGAAAAUGAAAAUAACAUAUUUAAAGAAAGUGAUAGCAUAAGUCCAGAUCUCCCUUAUCAAGUUAAAAUAAGCCAUUUACCAGCAAAUUAUAUUCCUUCGGAUUUUCAAAAGCAUAUUAUAACCACAUUUAAAGUUAAAAUACAAAAAAUAAUUUCUCCUGGUAAAAAUAGUCCUUGGGUUAUAAUACCACUUGCAACUAAAGAAGAACAAGAAAAUAUUGUCAGACUACUUCACAAUCACAUAUGGAAAAAGAAAGCCUUGAGAGCAAUCGCAAUAUAUCCAACAAAUGUUUUAAAACGGAAAAAUGAAACUUCUGAAGGUCCAGAAAACAAAAAGGCAAAAAUAGAUGAAGUGCCAGUUUUAACUCUUGAAGAGGAAAUUUUAUCAGAAUCACUUCCUUUAUACAAUGUUCCCUAUGAAGAACAAAAUCGACUGUCAAUAGUUGAUGUUGAGAUUUUAUCAAAUAAAUUACAUUCUUUUAUGUAUGUUAGGAAUCCAGAUCUGGCAGGAUGGGCAGAAUUGAUGUGCUUAAAAAAUAAUAAUUCCAUUUUUAAAAUUGAGCCUUUAAAAACUUCUCCCAUUUUACAAGGCUAUAGGAAUAAGUGCAAAUUUAGAGUUGGGAAAAAUAUUGAAGGAAAGACCACUGUUGGAUUUUGUUUGAAUGAUAAUGAAAAUAAAAUCCUGGGUGUUCGACCGGGCGACAAACUUAUACAUUUACCAGAUAGCAUGAAAUAUGCAGCAAAGAAAUUUGAAGACUUUAUUCGAACAUCCGGGAAGGAACCUUUUGUCAAGAAGCAAAAAUCUGGAUUUUGGGAUCACAUUACUAUUCGCACAACUCCUGAAGGGAGUUUAAUGUUGGUUGUUGUAAUGUACCAUAACAAUUUAUCAGAUGAAAGUAUUAUCGAAAUUAAAAAUCAAGUGAGAGAAUAUUUUGUAAAUGGAGAAGGACGAGAUUGCAAAUUACAUUCUUUAUAUUUUCAUACAAUGUACGACAAGUAUCCUGUCCCCCCCAGGGAAAAAUUAGAAUUGUUACACGGCGAAACUCACUUUUUAGAAAAUAUAUGUGGAUUAAAAUUUUACGUCGGUCCAUUUUCUAUUUUAAACGUAAAUUCUUCAUCCUCCGAAAACAUUUAUAAUUCUAUUAUUGAACUUGCCGAUCCCACUCCCGAAACAAUUAUUCUGGACUUGUGUUCUGGAACUGGUGGAAUAGCAUUUACUAUUGCAAAUAGAUGUAAAAAUGUGAUUGCUAUCGAAUCUCAUAGUGAUCACAUAAACUAUGCUCUUAAAACGAAAGAAUUAAAUAACAUACAAAAUGUCGAGUUCAUCAAGGGUAAAGUCGAAGAUGAAUUGGGUAAAGUUUUUGACAGAUUAGGAGGAGAUGUUCCCAUUAUUCCUAUAAUAGAUCCUCCGAGGCAAGGACUUGUACAAAAGGCAAUAAGUCAAUUGAGAGCGAACGAGAACAUUAAAAAAUUAGUUUACGUAUGUUCGAAUAGUAAAAUGGGUGCCAAAAACAUUUUAGAUUUGUGUGCUGCAGCCGAUAGAAAAGAGGGGACUUUGGGUAACCCCCUAAAUGUAAUUUUUUCCGGUUUACCUUUUCUCCCUGUCAGAGCCAUACCUAUCGACGUGGCACCGUACACAGUGAAUAAUACCAUUGUUAUACUUUUUGAAAGGAUAGAUCCUUCUGUUUUUCCAAAAGCACAAAAACCACCUCCUCAACCUAUCAAGAAGCCGCCUCAAUUACGUAAAGACGAAAAUAAAAAAAAGAAAAAUGUCAGUAAGAAAAUGUCACGUAAUGGUGGCGGAAACCAAUCAGGGAAAUUUCCUCCGCCUUUUCUUAGACACAUGGAUCCGGCAUUAAGCUUAGUUGAAAAAUAUGAGAGACGCAUUGCAGAACUAGAGCAACAAGAUAGAGCUUUCAAAGCAGGUUUGACAUUAGGCCUGCAAGCUUUAGGAACGAGAGGACCUCACAGGGGAGGAGGAAAUGGCCAUUUCGAUGGCAUGAAUAAUGAUUUUAAUUUUGGCGGAAAUGGUAAUUUUGAUGAAUUCAGGGUUAAUUUUACGAGGGAGCGUAACGGUUACGAAAACAUCAUGUGGCGAAAUGAAAGAUAUUAUGAUAGUAUGGGAGGAUACGGAGGACAUUAUUAUGAAAACAGAUAUGCCACUAAUGAAGCUUUUAAUAACUAUGAUAAUUUUGGUCAUUUCGGCGGUUACAAUAAUUUCGGACACAAUGAUAAUAAUUAUAAUACCAGUUAUGGACCUGAUUAUGGAUAUUAUAGAAAUUUUCAAGGAUACAAAUUUAGACGUUGA
Molecule: messenger RNA, 3009 nt
Organism: Pediculus humanus corporis (human body louse)
Lineage: Eukaryota; Metazoa; Arthropoda; Insecta; Psocodea; Pediculidae
Product: HpaII tiny fragments locus 9c protein, putative
Exons: 11
Coding region: 1-3009 (1002 amino acids)
Biological process (GO): 7-methylguanosine RNA capping; RNA methylation
Molecular function (GO): RNA methyltransferase activity
Source: RefSeq, a predicted model, not a curated record